AUGGAUGACUCUAUCAUGGAGGGCUCCGUAUUUGAGGACGACGGUAGCUCCGACUUCGUCCCUGAGCCUGCACCGAAACCCAAGGCAAAGGCGGCCCCCAAGAAAGCGGCGCCAAAGAAAAUGACCCAGACGAAACUCACAGCUAAGCCAGCCGCGAAGGCGACCGCGUCAAAAAAGCGAUCCAAGCCCGAUAGUGAGGAUGAUCUGUCUGACGAUAUGGGAAUGUCCGACGACGACUCCUCUCUUUCCCAGACACCUCCCAAGAAGGUCAAGAAGGCUCCUGCUAGCAAGAAAGGAGGUUCGAAGCCUCUUGCAGACGUGGAGAACGAAUCAUUUGGAGGGGAAGUUGGUGAUCAACCUGCAAAGUCCACCAAUGCGUCAGAGAAGUACCAGAAGCUUACACAACUUGAACACAUUAUCAAACGUCCAGAUACAUAUAUCGGAUCCGUCGAACGAACUACUCAAUAUAUGUGGGUGUACGAUUCGGAAAUGGAGGGAAUGAAAUACAGGGAGGUCACUUAUGUGCCCGGUCUCUACAAGAUCUUUGAUGAAAUCGUCGUCAACGCUGCUGAUAACAAGCAAAAUGACGCGAACAUGGAUGAGCUUCGUGUGACCAUCGACCGCGAGUCGGGCGAGAUCAGUGUUUGGAACAAUGGUCGCGGUAUUCCCAUCGAGAUUCAUGCAAAAGAAGGAAUUUACGUUCCUGAGCUGAUCUUCGGCCAUCUUCUAACCUCGUCCAACUACGAUGACACCCAGCAGAAGGUGACCGGUGGUCGUAACGGUUUCGGUGCCAAGCUUUGCAACGUCUUCUCCACCGAAUUCACCAUCGAAACUCAAGACUCCCGUCAAAAGAAAAAGUACAAGCAAACCUGGACUAACAACAUGUCCAAGAUGGGCAAGGCCAAGAUCACCGAUGCCAAGGGCGACGAUUACACCAAAGUUACCUUCAAGCCCGACUACGCCAAAUUCGGAAUGGAGGGCAUGGACGAUGAUUUUGAAGCCCUCGUCAAACGUCGUGUCUACGAUUUGGCAGGUACUGCCAAGGUCGCUGUCAAGCUGAACGGUAGCCGCAUCCCAGUCCGCAACUUCAAGAAGUACAUGGAAAUGUACACCAAGGCCAUCCGCCGAGAACGGGGCGAAGAGGACACCAACGCCAAGGACGAAAUCAUCACCUGCAGUCCAGACCCUCACUGGGAAGUCGGAUUUACAGUCUCGGACGGCUCGUUUCAUCAGGUGUCCUUUGUUAACUCCAUCGCUACCACCGCGGGAGGAACUCACGUUAACUACAUUGCGGAUCAAAUCUGCACCAGGUUGGCCGACCAAGUCAAAAAGAAGAACAAGAACGGAGCGACGCUGAAGCCCGCCCAAAUUCGAAACCACAUCUUCAUUUUUGUGAACGCUCUGAUCGUGAACCCGGCCUUCACCUCCCAGACCAAGGAGCAGCUGACAACAAAGUCGAGCCAAUUCGGCAGCAGAUGUGUUCUUGAAGAGGACUUCUACAAGAAGAUCCUGAAGACCGAAGUCAUGAACAACAUCCUGCACUUCGCGCAAGCCAAGGCGGAUCAGUUGUUGAAGAAAACGGAUGGUGGGCGUCGCACCCGCAUGAACAACCCGAAAUUGGUCGAUGCCAACAAGGCUGGUACCAAGGAUGGUCACCACUGCACUCUCAUCUUGACCGAAGGUGACUCGGCCAAGGGUCUUGCCAUGGCUGGGCGAGCGGUCGUCGGACCUGACCUUUUCGGUGUCUUCCCCUUGCGAGGAAAGUUGCUCAAUGUCCGCGAUGCCUCGUUUGAGCAGAUUUCGAAGAACCAGGAAAUCCAAAAUAUCAAGAACUUCCUUGGUUUACAACACAAGAAGGAAUACACCGAGACCCGCGGGCUGCGCUACGGUCAUUUGAUGAUCAUGACCGAUCAGGAUCAUGACGGCAGUCAUAUUAAGGGCUUGCUCAUCAACUUUCUUCAGGCUCAAUUUCCUAGUCUGCUGAAGAUCCCUGAGUUCUUGAUUGAGUUCAUCACUCCUAUUGUCAAGGUUUGGAAGGGCGAUCCAAAGAACCCUACCAAACAACGCUCGUUCUUCACCAUGCCCGAGUAUGAGAACUGGAAAGAGGAGCACAAGCAUGAACGCGGCUGGGAACACAAGUACUACAAGGGUCUGGGUACGAGCACGACUGAAGAUGCCCAGGUCUACUUCCGUGACCUCGACCGCCAUCUGAAGGAGUUCCAUACCAUGCAGGAUCACGAGACGGAGCUCAUUGAGCUUGCCUUCUCGAAGAAGAAGGCGGACGAGCGUAAGGAAUGGCUGCGCCAGUUCAAGCCUGGAACCUAUCUGGAUCAUUCCGUCGACAAGAUCACGUAUACCGACUUCAUCAACAGGGAGCUCAUCCUGUUCAGUAUGGCCGACAAUCAGCGGUCGAUUCCCUCUGUUGUCGAUGGCUUGAAACCUGGUCAACGUAAGGUCCUGUACACGUGUUUCCGUCGCAACCUCAAGAAGGAUAUGAAAGUGGUUGAACUGGCGGGGCACGUUUCCGGUAUGACCGCGUACCAGCAUGGUGAUGCCUCCCUCCAGCAGACCAUCGUCGGUCUCGCACAGACUUUUGUCGGAUCAAACAACAUCAAUUGCCUCGAGCCCAGUGGUAAUUUUGGAAGUCGUCUCCAAGGCGGUCAAGAUUGUGCUAGUGCUCGUUAUAUCUAUACGCGACUGUCGCCCUUUGCCCGUCGUAUGUUCCACGCUGCGGAUGACCCCCUUCUCACUUACAACGAGGAUGACGGCAAAAAGAUUGAACCAGAGGUCUACGUUCCCGUUGUGCCUCUGAUCCUGAUCAACGGUGCUGACGGUAUCGGCACUGGUUGGAGUUCUUCAAUUCCUAACUACAACCCGGAAGACAUCGUGGACAACCUCAAGCGGCUGAUGAACGGCGAGCCCGUCAAGCCUAUGCAGCCGUGGUUCCGCGGAUUCACCGGCGAAGUCACUGGUCUUGGAGGCGACCGCUUCAAGUUCAGCGGUAUUAUCAAGGAGACCGGCGACAAGGAGGUGGAGAUUACUGAACUUCCCAUCCGCACCUGGACACAGGACUUCAAGGAUAAACUUGAGGAAAUUAUCAAGGCCGAGAAAACGCCAUCCUUCAUCAAGGACUACAAGGAUUAUAACACGCACACCAAGGUACACUUUGUCAUCCAAAUGGACGAGAAGAACAUCAAAUCCGCCGUGUCGGAAGGAUUGGAGGAGAAGUUCAAGCUGUCCAAGACCAUCGCAACCACCAAUCUAGUUGCGUUUGACCCUGAGGGCCGGAUCACCAAGUACGCUUCCGUCGACGAUAUCUUGAAGGAAUUUUACGCAGUUCGUCUCAAGUUUUACGAGCGUCGCAAGCAAUAUCAACUCAAUGAACUUCAGAAGGAGUUGGACAAGCUCACCAACCAGGCUCGUUUCGUGCAGAUGAUCAUUGACGGUGAUCUUGUCAUCUCAAAGAAGAAGAAACCUGUUCUUGUUGCCGAGUUGAAAAAACAUGGCUUCAAGGCCUUCCCCAAGGUUAUUGACGCUGUGAAGGCUGGCGAGGAUGCGCCAGUGGUCGAGGAGGAAGAAGAGGAGUCUGGCAACGACGAGACGGAGGUCUUAUCGAGCGCUUACGAUUAUCUUCUUGGCAUGCCUCUUUGGUCUCUAACCCACGAGCGCGUGGAAAAGCUGCGACGACAGAUCGGAGAGAGGGAGGUUGAGAUGGACGCCUUAAUUAAGCUCUCCAAGGAAGAGAUCUGGAAGCGCGAUCUUGAUGACUUUAUCAACGAAUGGCGAUUCCAGCUUGAGGAUGAAGCUCGCCGCCAGCGCAAGGUCGCUAACAUGGGCCGCCGUACGUCGGCGAAGCUCAUGACUGCCACCGGUCGGGGGAAAGCAACCAAGAAGCGCAAGGCGGCGCUGGACGAUGAUUCGGACGACGAAGACUUUGCGGCUCCAAAGUCUAAGAAAUCAGCGGCUGCAAAGAAGACAGAACCUAAAGGUGGUCUUCUCAGCUACUUGGGCAAGCCAUCCGCGAAGCCUGCUCCCGCUCCCGCUCCCUCCGGUGACGGAGGCGAUUCCGAUGAUGAUUUCGAGGUAGAAGUGCUACCGCAGAAAAAGAGGGGGGCAGCAACCAAGGCAGCUUCCAAGAUAAAGGAUGAGGAUGAAGUCAUGGACGACUUGGACGAAGAAAUCCUCCCGAAGAAGAGCCGCGGACCCGCCAAACCGGCACCUAAGCCGAAGGAAGAGGACGAUGAUGAUUCUGAAGACAUCGCUCCUAAGAAGGGCAGAGCCGCGGCCAAGGCGAAACCCAAGCCCAAGGACGAUGAUGACGACGACCUUGAUGACGAUGAAUUCAUGGAGAUUGCCAAAGCCGAGGCAGCCAAGUCAGCCAAGUCGCAGCCGACUCGGACAAGCCGGAAAAUCACAAACUAUACGGCCCUGGACGACUCCGACAGCGAUAACGGCGACGAUCUUCUUGGCGAUGUGAGCAAGAUGGUCAAGGGCAUUGGAGGCGCUACCGGUGACUCCACGACCGACUCACGCCAGCUCUUCUCCGAGCGAUCCAGGCCGAGCAGCAGCUCCUCUGGCUUGAAGGUCGGCAGUUCCAAGCCCUCGAAGCUAUCCACAGAUUUCGAUGCGGAUGAGACGGACUACAGCAAAUUAAUCCCUCAGAACUCUCCCCGCCGAUCGCUGCAGGUCAAGCCCAAGGAGAUCAAAGUCAAUGAUGAUUUCGACAUGGACGAUGACGAUGACGAUGACGAUGAGCCCGUGAAGCCAGCUGCCAAGGCUAAGCCAGUUGCCAAGGGCAAGUCGGCGACCACGGCUGCGGCCUCGAAGCCCGCAGCUGCCCCCAAGCCGCGUGGCCGUCCAAAGAAGGAUGCGGCGAAGCCGGCUGCUCCUGCGCCUAGUCUCAAGCAGACGACCCUGUCCCCUGCCGCCAAGGCAUAUGCAUCCAAGCAGGCCAAGGCGACAGCCACCAAAAAGAAGCAGCUUGUCGACGAUUUGUCAGAUGACGACAUCGAUGCCAUGGCCAACGACAUCCUGGACUCUCCGGCAGGCAAGAUGGACGUUUCGGAGGAUGAUGAGCCCCCUAAGCGGAAGACUGCGGCCCGGCCAGCUCGUCGGACCGCGGCAGCCAAGAAGACGUACGUGAUUGAGGAUGACAGCGAGGACGACGAUGGAGGAGAUUCGGGCGAUGACUUUGAUGAGGACAGUGACUAG
Messenger RNA from Aspergillus viridinutans, 5211 nucleotides. RefSeq names its product DNA topoisomerase 2. The record is from RefSeq and is a predicted model, not a curated record. Gene Ontology annotation, molecular function: ATP binding; DNA topoisomerase type II (double strand cut, ATP-hydrolyzing) activity; DNA binding. Gene Ontology annotation, cellular component: nucleus. Gene Ontology annotation, biological process: DNA topological change; resolution of meiotic recombination intermediates; sister chromatid segregation. The transcript is spliced from 4 exons. The coding region runs from base 1 to 5211 and encodes 1736 amino acids. Lineage: Eukaryota; Fungi; Ascomycota; Eurotiomycetes; Eurotiales; Aspergillaceae.